AUGUUCUGGACGAAAAUGAACGUUUUGCAUUGGCACAUCUCGGAUGAUGUGAGCUUUUCGCUGGAUCUCGAAGGAUACGAAAAGUUGCAAUAUAAGAAUCCAACGCCACUCAGAUACUCGGCUGAUGAUGUGAAGAGGAUAGUUAAGUUCGCUAAUUUGCUGGGCAUAAAAGUUAUUCCAGAAAUUGACGUUCCUGCUCAUACGACUAGUUGGACGAGAGGGUGA
Perkinsus marinus ATCC 50983 is the source of this 225-nucleotide messenger RNA. RefSeq names its product beta-hexosaminidase, putative. The record is from RefSeq and is a predicted model, not a curated record. The coding region runs from base 1 to 225 and encodes 74 amino acids. Gene Ontology annotation, molecular function: beta-N-acetylhexosaminidase activity. The transcript is spliced from 3 exons. Gene Ontology annotation, cellular component: membrane. Gene Ontology annotation, biological process: carbohydrate metabolic process; glycosaminoglycan metabolic process. Lineage: Eukaryota; Perkinsozoa; Perkinsida; Perkinsidae.